This is a messenger RNA of Heteronotia binoei (common prickly gecko), 1234 nucleotides long. RefSeq names its product arylacetamide deacetylase-like 4. Gene Ontology annotation, molecular function: carboxylic ester hydrolase activity. The transcript is spliced from 4 exons. Bases 26 to 1234 code for a protein of 402 amino acids. The record is from RefSeq and is a predicted model, not a curated record. Gene Ontology annotation, cellular component: membrane. Lineage: Eukaryota; Metazoa; Chordata; Lepidosauria; Squamata; Gekkonidae.
AUCAGCUCACUUCUCUGGGAAGAAAAUGGAUGGGUUCCUUGUUCUCCUGAUAUGUCUGGCUCUUAGCUUCCUGGGCUGGUUUUAUUUUUAUUUCCGAAGAAUGGCUAUCCCCUUGGAAAUCUCUGAAUCCUACAAAUAUGUAUUCACUGUCUUCUUUAUAGAUAUGGGCCUUUUUGUGGCAUGUCUUUUGGAGAAAUUGGGCAUUUGCAGCCAAAUCAAAGUCCUAAGAGCAUUUCUAAUGCUUGGUGUCUUCCAAGGAGACCGGAAUCUCCACAUCAGGGAUGAACAAUUUGAUAAUGUGCCUGUGAGAAUAUAUGAGCCAAAGCAUCCAUUCAGCGAGCCAAGGAGAUGUAUAGUCUACCUUCAUGGCGGUGUUGGCAUGGUUGGAACCAUUAGAUCUUAUGCAUCUGUAUGCCGUAUAUAUGCCCAAAACUCUGGGACGAUGGUUGUGGAUGUUGGGUAUCGUUUAUGUCCAGAGCACCCCCAUCUAGCACAUGUCGAGGACUGCAUGUCAGCUGUUAUACAUUUGCUAAAAGAAGCAAGAAAAUAUGGAGUGGACCCAAACCGUAUUAUCCUUGCAGGGGAUAGUAGUGGAGGAACACUUGUUUCUGUGGUUUGUCACCGUCUGGUAACUAGGAAAGAUAUCCCAAGGAUCCGAGCCCAGGUGUUGAUUUAUCCACCCUACCAGAUGCUUGAUGGUACAUUGCCUUCCUAUCAGCAAAACUGCAAUGUUCCUUUCUUGCAUGGGAAACGGGCUUUCCAACUUGCUGCCAGGUUUGUUACUGAAGAGCCUAUAGAUGUAAGUGGAUUUCUGAGGAAUGCCCAUGUUCCUGAUGAUUUGGCUGUGAAAUACAGGAAAUGGAUUAGCGCUGACCACAUUCCAGACGAGUUUAAGGUUAGAGGCUAUGUUCCUAUAGCACCCGCUCAAUUUUCAGAAAAGCUUUACAAAAUAUCUGAAUUAGGUUUUCAAAAGGAUCUUUGUCCACUUUUAUCUGACGAUGAUAUUAUACGUCAGCUCCCGGACACUUUCCUUUUGACUUGUGAAUAUGAUGUUCUUCGCGAUGAUGGGUUAUUGUAUAAGAAACGUCUAGAGGAUAAUGGUGUGCCUGUUACUUGGCUUCACCUUAAGAAAGGAUUCCAUGGAAUUAUGUUCCGAAUCGAUAUUCUGCCCUUUUGGUUCAAAGAGGCUGAAAAAGCAAUGGAGCACAUUGUCGAUUUCAUACGAAGAUACUAA